Molecule: messenger RNA, 4356 nt
Organism: Plasmodium relictum
Lineage: Eukaryota; Apicomplexa; Aconoidasida; Haemosporida; Plasmodiidae
Product: DNA repair protein REV1, putative
Exons: 1
Coding region: 1-4356 (1451 amino acids)
Biological process (GO): error-free translesion synthesis; error-prone translesion synthesis
Cellular component (GO): nucleus
Molecular function (GO): deoxycytidyl transferase activity; DNA-directed DNA polymerase activity; damaged DNA binding
Source: RefSeq, a predicted model, not a curated record
AUGGACGUUGAAUAUGGAGGUUCAAGAAGUUUUGAAAAAUAUAUUGGAAAUAAAGAAGAAAAAAUCCCUUUAUCUUAUAAUAAAAAAUACGAUGCAGAAAUAAAAGAAAGUUAUGAAAAUUUUAAAAAGGGACCAUUAUUAUUCAUGAAUUGUAAUUUUUAUAUUGAUGAUUUAGUAAGCUUAUAUUCUCUUUUUAAUUCAUCUGAAAAUCUUAGUAUUCCAAAUACAAUACCUGAUAAUGAAAGAAACUAUCACAUGAGUUGUAAUAACAUGAUAAACUCCUAUACUGUGAAUAGUCCAAUUAAAUCAGAAUUUUCUUACGAAAACACAAUUAAUAACUUAAAUGUAACUGAAAAAGAAAUGAAUAAAACACCAAAAAAAAGUGAAUAUUAUAUCAUUAAUGAAAUAGAUACAGAUAAUACUUUUGAUAGCUUUAUGAAAAGUUAUCAAAGUAUUUCUACCUGUAAGCCAAGUGUGUAUAAUUCUUACAUUAAUAAAAAGGAAAAGUUAGAAAUAUUAAUAUUACAAAAUGGAGGAAUAAUACAUAACACGUUAACAAGUAAAGUGACUCAUAUAAUUAGUAAUAAUAUUGCAUUAGGAUCAAAGAAAUAUUCAGAUUAUAAAAAAUCAGUUAAACAAUCAAAAAUUUUUAUAGUAACAGAUAAAUAUAUAUUCGAUUGUGUUAUCUCUAAAAGUCGUUUACCUGAACAACUUUACUUACCUCCGUUAUUACGUUAUAAUUGCCAUCAAAUAACUGAAUAUUUUUCAUUUAAAAAAAAACCAAAAAAAAAUAAUCAAAAUAAUAAAUCUCCUUUAGACUAUUCUACAAAUAACAAUAGCUUAACUCACAUUAAUAUUAAGAGAACAUUGAAUAGUGCUUAUAACGAUGAAAAUAAUGUUUACAAUAAUGUAAGCAAUGUUAAUGGAGAUAAUAUAAAUAAUAAAAUUAUUAUUGGUAAUAAUUUAGGCAACAAUAGUGCUAGUAAUUUAGAGAAGUUUUCUAUUACACAAAAUGAAAGUAUAAUUGCAAUCAGCAAAGAAAAUAAAAUUGUAAAAAACUAUUAUACUCAGGAUAGACAGAUGGCUAUAUUAAAUAUGCAAAUGGAUUAUGAAAAUUUAAAAAAAUAUAUAAUAUCUAAUUCAUGUGAAUAUUUUGAAAAGUUAUACAAAUUCUAUUUAGAAAAAGAGUUAAAAGAAAAUAUUUUUUCCGAAAAAUCUAAUUUGUAUAUAAAUGAAAAAAGUUUUGAUGAAUUUUCAAGAAAAUAUAGAAUAUUAAAUCAUCUAAGUGAAAAUGAAAUAAAAUGGAUUAAAGGAAAAAGUAAACUAAAUAUAAACAUAAGAAAUGUAUGGGAAAAUGACAUAAUUCAUUUUUUUUUUGAUAUGGUUUUAAAGAAAAAGAAAGGUGAAAAUAAAAAUAUAUCAGUUGUCAAUAAAAAUGGAAUAAAGGAAAAUGAUGAAAACAAAUAUGUUGAAAAAGAAAGAUAUGAAGUAAAAAAAGAUAAAAAUAGUAAUGUUAAUAAUGAACAUGAUGCAUCCGAUAAAAUAAUAGAUAGUAUUAGUGGUUAUUUUUAUAAUUCAAGGUUAUCUAUUUUGGGAAAUUGGAAUUAUAUAACUAAAGAACUUUUUAAUUUUGAGGAAAUAAAAAAAAGUGAUAAUAGAAAAUUUGUUUAUUUAUAUAUUGAUUUUGAUAAUUAUUUUUUAAAUGCAAGCAUAAAAAAUAAUAAUUCAAUAAAUUAUGAAAAAGAUGUAAACAAUGAAAUUUUAUGCGUAUGCCAUAGUUUAAAGAAAGAAGAAAGUUAUGGAAUUAUAAGUUCAACUAAUUAUUGGGGAAAAAAAAAUAAAAUUUAUAAAGGUAUGUUAAAAAGGGAUGCAACAAAAUUGCACAAAAAUAUUCAUUUUAUAAAGUAUGAUUUUAGUAAUAUAUUAAAAUGUAGUUACUUGUUUUUAUUAGUGUUAAUAAAUUAUUCAAAAAAUGUCAAAAUUUUAUCAGUAGAUGAAUCAAUAGUUCAAUUAUUUUAUGAAAAAGAAGAAGAUAUUUUUUUAAUUUCUAAAAGAAUUUCAGAUGAUAUUUAUAAUUUAACAAAAUUAAAUGUAUCCAUAGGAAUUUCAGGUAAUUUAAGUUUGUCAAGGAAAGCUUUAAAAUUUUGCAAAAAGCGUUUUUUAUUUUUCGAUUUUUAUCAUCAUUUUAAUAUAUUUUUAAGAAAACAUAUUGACAUAAAAAAAGAGGAAAAAGCAAAAGAAAAUUUCGAGUAUGAAUUCUUAAAAAAAAUACCUUUAGAAAAUAACAUAAUAAAUAAAAGUAGUGAAGAAAAAAUAGGAAUAGAAAAUAAUAUGAAACAUUUACAAGGCUCAAAAAUCGAAAUAAAUGAAGAAGUAAAUAUAAAUAGUGAUGAGUAUGCAAGUAUAUUGAAUAAUGUGCAUAUUGAAAAUUUAUUCAACGAAUAUCUUACUUUUGAAGAAAAAAGAAAAGAAUUAUUAGAAGUUAUAAAUAAGAGAAAUAAAUACAACGAAGAUGAUGAAAAUAAUUAUUUUUUAGAUAUUAUGAAAGAAAAAAGAGAAAAAAAUGUUGAAUUUACUUUUAGUAAAUUUAUGCAAAUAAAUAGGGAAAACUUAGAAUAUAUUACGAAUACAUUUUUUGAAAAAGUAGAACAUCCUAUCAGUAAAUAUUUCUUUUUUUAUAAAGAGAACGAUUAUUAUUUAAAUAUUUUAAAAAAAUUUAAUUAUUUAAAUGGGAAAUUUAUUUAUUUUAAUAUUUAUUACAUUCCAUCUGAUGCAUCUUCAAAUAAUACAAUUGAAAAUUAUAAAAAUAAAAAAGAAUCAGAAAAUUUAGAUGAAAAAAAGAGUAUAAGCAUUAGUGUUAAUUAUGGAGUACGAUUUCAAAAAAUAAAUGAUUUUUAUUAUCUUAUUUAUUUUAUGACAAAACAAUUAUAUUUACGAUUAAAAAUAAAAAAUUUGAAAGCAAAUAGUUUAAGUGUGAAUUUUUUUAUGAAAGAUGAAAAUGAAAAUGUAAAUCCUCUUAAGUACCUAGGAAGAGGUAAAUUUAUUAAGAUAAAUAGUAAAAUUAAGUUAAAUUAUUAUACAGAUUUUUUUUUUGUAUUUUUUUUUAAAGUUAUAUACAAUUUUGAUCUUCUUUCAAAUAAAUUAAGCGAGUUAAGAGGAGUUCAAAUUAUUUGUUCGGAUAUAGUAAAUGAUAAAUAUAAUAUAAAUAAAAAAAGUAUUUUAUAUUACUUCGAUGCAAAAAAUAAAAAUUGUAAUUUAAAAGAGCAAGGAAAUGAUGGAAAAAGUAAAGAGAAUAAGAAUUCAUUGAAUGUAAUAGAAAAGAAAAAAGAAGAAAAUAAUAAAAUAAUUUCAGGAGCUUGUAAAAAAGAAAGGAGCCUAACGAAAAUGACAAAAGAAAAAAAAAUAGGAACGGGAAAGAAAACCAAUCAAAUUAAUACCAUUAAAAGAAAAAGUAAAAAAAAUAAAAUAGCAAUGAACAAAAAACUAGUUAAUAAUAAAGAAAGAAAGAAUAUCAGCAUUGAUCCCAAUGAAAAUGAAAAAAAUUAUUUUAGUCACAUUACAUAUAAAAAAAGUAUCUUAAGAUAUUUCAUAAAUGAUUCAAGAAAAAUAAAUAUAAAAAAUAUAUUAAUAAAUAAACCAAUUUAUUUUUCUUCUAAAAAAUCUAAAAAAAGAAAUUUAAAAAAAAAUUACUCUAGUCUAAACAGAAAUACUGCUAUGUUAAAAAAAAUAAAGGUUACAAAAAAUUGUAAAAUUUUUGAUUUUUUUCCAAAUAUUUUAAAAAAAAAGAAUAAAAAUAGCAUUUAUUCUGAUGAGAUGAAAAAAUUGAAUGAAAAUAAUUUAAUAGUUCAAACAAACAUAUUUGAUAGCAUAAUUAAUAAGAGAGUAAAAAUGGAAAAUAAUAUCAAAGAAGUAGGAUGCUGUUAUUUAUGCUACAAAGAAAUAUAUGAAACUGUGAAAGAUAAACAAAACAUACAUAAUAAUAUUAAUUGCAGAGAAUGUGCAAAUAAUAUAUUCUGCUAUAAUUAUGUUAGCAACAAUUUAUAUUUAAUUAAUCAAAAAAAUGAAAAAUUCAAUUUUUAUAUAUACAUAAAAAAAAUUGUUUCUUCUUACAUUUUUUAUUUUAAUAGUAUAUUUGAAAAUCAUAAUUGCGAUAAAAAAUUGAGAGACCAAUACUAUUUACAUAAAUUCAUUUUAAAUAUUCUGGAUAAUUUAUGUGAAACGUUACAUAAUAAAAGAUUCAUUGAUGUUUUACACAAUUUUUUAAAAGUUUUUAAAUAUGUUUGGUGUUUAAAUAAAAAUUCGUUUCCUCCUUUAUUUCAAAACAUACUAACUAAAUAUAAUAUGUAUCAAAUUUAA